This is a messenger RNA of Pantherophis guttatus, 2673 nucleotides long. RefSeq names its product DEAH-box helicase 33 (gene DHX33). Gene Ontology annotation, cellular component: nucleolus; intracellular anatomical structure. Gene Ontology annotation, biological process: positive regulation of transcription by RNA polymerase I. NCBI's taxonomy places the organism in Eukaryota, Metazoa, Chordata, Lepidosauria, Squamata, Colubridae. The record is from RefSeq and is a predicted model, not a curated record. Gene Ontology annotation, molecular function: ATP binding; helicase activity; double-stranded RNA binding.
GCAUGUUACCUGACGCCGGCGAGGAGGAGGACGCCAACGCCGCCGCCGCUAUCACUGGGAGCCGAGGAUGCCUCAGAGGACCGGGGAGCUGCCCCCCUUCAAGAAACCGAAGCUGGCGUCCACCACGCUGCCUCUCGCCUCUGGAUCGCGCCGAGCGAUGUUACUAACGACACCGGGGACGAAGCGCCAUCCUUCGUCGUCCUCCUCUUCUUUGUCGUCGUCGUCGUCCUCCUCCUCCUCUUCCAUAGGGAUCGACAGCCAGCGUCGGAGCCUGCCGAUUUUCCAAGCGCGGGGGACGCUGCUCGGACAGCUCCGCACCUUGGACUGCGCGGUCCUGAUCGGGGAAACAGGUUCCGGAAAGACAACUCAAAUUCCGCAGUAUCUCUACGAGGGGGGAAUUGGGCGCCAAGGAAUAGUUGCUGUGACCCAGCCUCGUCGUGUAGCUGCUAUAUCCUUGGCUACCCGCGUCUCAGAUGAGAAGAAAAAUGAAUUAGGAAAAUUGGUUGGCUACACGGUGCGCUUUGAAGAUCUCACUUCUGAUGAGACAAAAAUCAAGUUCCUGACAGAUGGGAUGCUACUUCGAGAAGCCAUUGGCGAUCCUCUUAUGCAUAAAUACAGUGUGGUCAUUUUGGAUGAGGCACAUGAGAGGACAAUCCACACCGAUGUGCUCUUUGGCGUAGUGAAAGCAGCCCAGAAGAAACGGAAGGAACUUGGGAAAUUACCCUUGAAAGUGAUUGUCAUGUCAGCUACUAUGGAUGUAGACUUGUUCUCCCAGUACUUCAAUGGAGCACCAGUUCUCUACUUGGAAGGCAGGCAGCACCCCAUCCAGAUUUUCUACACAAAGCAAUCCCAGAGUGAUUACCUCCAAGCAGCUCUAGUGACAGUCUUCCAGAUCCAUCAGGAAGCACCUUAUUCUCAGGAUAUCCUGGUGUUUCUGACAGGCCAGGAAGAGAUUGAAGCAAUGACUAAAACUUGUCGGGACAUUGCAAAGCAUCUUCCAGAUGGUUGCCCUCAGAUGGUGGUCAUGCCCCUUUAUGCUUCGCUGCCUUAUUCGCAGCAACUCCGGGUCUUCCAGGUUGCGCCCAAGGGUUAUCGCAAAGUGAUUCUUUCCACCAACAUUGCAGAGACCUCCAUCACCAUUGCCGGCAUAAAAUACGUUGUGGACACAGGGAUGGUCAAAGCAAAGAAAUAUACGCCUCAGAGUGGCCUGGAGGUCUUGGCAGUGCAGCGGAUCUCAAAGGCCCAGGCCUGGCAAAGGGCUGGUCGAGCUGGGAGAGAAGAUAGCGGAUGUUGUUACCGCCUCUACACAGAAGAUGAGUUUGAGAAAUUUGAUAAGAUGACAGUCCCAGAGAUCCAAAGGUGUAACUUGGCCAGUGUGGUGCUCCAUCUGUUGGCUCUGAGAAUCCCAAACGUCCUUACUUUUGACUUUGUGUCAAAGCCAUCCCCAGAGGCACUUCAGGCCGCCAUCGAGCAACUGGCUCUCCUGGGUGCAGUGGAAAAGAAAGAAGACCAGCUGUUCCUCACGCCAUUGGGAAAGAAGAUGGCUGCAUUUCCUCUCGAGCCCAAAUUUUCCAAAACGAUCCUAAUGUCUCCCAGGUUCCACUGUACGGAAGAGAUCCUGACCAUUGUCUCGCUGCUCUCUGUGGACAGCGUCCUCUACAACCCUCCUUCCCGUCGGGAUGAAGUCCAGGCCGUCCGAAAGAAAUUCAUCUCCAGCGAAGGGGAUCAUGUCACUUUGCUCAACAUUUACCGGGCCUUCAAAAAUAUCAGUGGCAAUCGGGAAUGGUGCAAAGAAAAUUUUGUGAACAGUCGAAACAUGAUGCUGGUCUCAGAUGUUAGAGCUCAACUAAGGGAUAUUUGUAUAAAGCUUUCGAUACCCUUGGAGUCUUCCCGCUCUGAUACUGGGACUAUCCGCCGCUGCCUGGCCUAUAGCCUCUUCAUGUAUACAGCAGAGCUGCAGCCAGAUGGCACCUAUGCCACAACUGAUACCCAUCAGCCAGUGGCCAUUCACCCUUCUUCGGUCCUUUUCCACUGCAAACCAGCCUGCGUUGCAUAUAAUGAACUGCUGCACACCAGCAAAUGCUACAUGAGGGACCUCUGUGUGGUGGAUGCCGACUGGCUAUAUGACGCUGCCCCCGAAUACUUCCGCCGGAAGCUCAGAGCAGCCAAGAAUGGACCUUAAGAUUGGGGAUAAGAAAAAAAAAUAGUUGCUUAUAGGACCUUCGGAUCGUGACUUUGGUAACCGAAUAUACAGGAAUGUUGCUAUACUGACUGACUUCCCACCGCUGGACUUCAUAAUGUUUCUUUCACAAUCUCUUCUGGAAUAGGACCUUAAGUGGGCAUGUUCCACAUGCUUUACCUACCUAGAAGAGAUAAUAGAGGCCACAGGCAGAUUUUGCAUCUCUGAAAUGCUUUGUGAUUAACCCUCCUCUGUUUCCAUUCCAAAUGUAUUAUGAGGUUUUCAUAUAAGUAAAGUCCGCCUUGGUCUUCAGUCCUUUAGAAAGCAUGCCGUAUAAAGAAAAGAGAAACUGAUACGUUUUUAGGACAAAACUGGGUAAAUCUAUGCGUUUUGAAAACUGCCUUGUCACAGACUUUCUCAGCACUGCAUCUUACCAUUACUAUGUAACGUGAGAAAAAAAUAAUUUUAAAUAAUAUUUAUUUUUAGGAUGGAAA